Micromonas commoda is the source of this 820-nucleotide messenger RNA. RefSeq lists its product with no specific name. The record is from RefSeq and is a predicted model, not a curated record. The transcript has a single exon. Gene Ontology annotation, molecular function: pyridoxal phosphate binding. Bases 1 to 750 code for a protein of 249 amino acids. Gene Ontology annotation, cellular component: intracellular anatomical structure. NCBI's taxonomy places the organism in Eukaryota, Viridiplantae, Chlorophyta, Mamiellophyceae, Mamiellales, Mamiellaceae.
AUGAGCACCGCCGCGAAUCUGGCGGACGUUGCCGCGCGCGUCGUCGCGGCGUCGACGCGUUCCACCGCGCGCGCUUCCACCAACCCGGCGCGCCUCGUCGCGGUGUCCAAGACCAAGCCCGUGGAGCAGCUCAGGGAGUGCUACGACGCGGGCCAGCGAUGCUUCGGCGAGAACUACGUGCAGGAGAUCGUGGAGAAGGCGCCGCAGAUGCCGCCCGACACGGUGUGGCACUUCAUCGGGCAUCUCCAAAGCAACAAGGUCAAGGCCCUCGUCACCGGGGUGCCGUCCCUCGCGGUCGUAGAGACCGUGGACACGGUGAAGCUCGCGAACAAGCUCAACACCGCGGUGGGCGAGUUUCUGGAGGAACGCGCGAGGGUCGGCGCGGGUAAGCUGGGAGUGAUGGUCCAGGUGAACACGUCCGGCGAGGAGUCCAAGUUCGGGGUCGAGCCCAACGACUGCCUGCCCCUGGCGCGACACAUCCGCGACGAGUGCUCCAACCUCGCGUUUCGGGGGCUGAUGACCAUCGGGAUGCCGGACUACACGUCCAGGCCGGAGAACUUCCAAACCCUCGCGGCGUGCAGGGACGAGGUGUGCGCCGGACUCGGGCUGGAUGCGAAGGACGUCGAGCUCUCCAUGGGCAUGUCCGGUGACUUCGAAUCCGCGAUCGAGAUGGGCAGCGACAACGUCCGCGUCGGGUCCACCAUCUUCGGAGCCCGUGCGAACAUGUACAGCGAACACCUCAAAAAGUGAUGACUCGACGUUCACCAGCCUACGAUAAUUAGACUACAUUCUUUUCAAUGUCACUCCGACGCAGUGUCAC